This is a messenger RNA of Tetranychus urticae (two-spotted spider mite), 2624 nucleotides long. NCBI's taxonomy places the organism in Eukaryota, Metazoa, Arthropoda, Arachnida, Trombidiformes, Tetranychidae. The record is from RefSeq and is a predicted model, not a curated record.
UGAUUGUUUAUUUGCUUACAAUUUAUUUCAUUAAUUGAUUAUUACGUGAUUGGCAUUGGUAUAUUUUGAUCAACUCAACUAUUAAAAAAGGUCUGUGCAUUUAGAACACAAUUUAAUACAAAAUUUUGCACAAACUGUAAAUGACAACCUUCUGGUUGAUUUGAACCAUUUGAAAGCAACUAUAACAUAAACAUUAACUUUCAAUGUAAUGAGCGCAUUUUGGUAUAAUUUUCAAAUUUUUAUUAACUUUAUUUCGAUCUGUUUUUGCUGAAAUAUUCUUAAAAAGUUUAUUAUUGAUUUCAAACAACACAUUUUAUAAUUUAAUCAUUUGAAUGAACUCAGAUGGAAAUUUUAUCUACAUGCAAAAUUGAUUCAAUUGUUGAAUAGAAGGUAAACUUGAAUAUUGACACUAUUUUUCAAAUUUAAUUAUGACUUUUGAGUGAUAAACUCAAAUCAUCAUGAAAAUAUAUAAAAAUUGAUGGAAUAUUGAAUUUAAUAUUAAUUGUAAGCACUUCGGUUAUCGAUCAAAAUUGAAAAAUCAACCAACUACUCAAUCUCGACGAAUUGUCUUUCGAUUCCAUCUUUCAUUUGCCAUCAUUUUUACUAUCAGUAAGUUAUUCAGAAUAACUUAUGUUGCAAAUUGAGUUAACAAAAAAUGAAGUUAACUUGGAAGUUUGACUUCAAAUCCUUUAUUUUCAACGAUUUAUUAGCUUUACCAGUUUCAAAUCAAGACAACGAAACAAUCAAAUCACUGGUUGAAUUAGAAAAACUUUCAUAUUUAUGUUUAAUCACUCAAUAUGGACAAACCCAACAAAUUGAUAAACCCGUCUCAAUCAAACUAAAAUUUGCUCAUUUUAUGGUUCGAGUCUUGAACUUGACUUUCAUUCUUCGUUUGAUAUGUUUUCUAACGAUGACCGAUAAAACUAUGCAAACGAUUGUUGCCGAUCCUGUGAUUAACACUCCUAAUCGUGAAAUCCUGAUUGUGUUGCAACUAUUCAUUGUAAUUGUGAUGUUGGUUGUCCGUGAAUAUAUAUUGUAUCUCGAAAAUAAUCGUAAAUUUUUAAUACUUCGUAAACUGUAUCACAUUCGCAAAAAUGGUUUCUCAUCUGAUUACCUCAACCUAACUGAACGUCAGUUCAUGUUUUUCAAGCGAAACUUACAUUUCAUUCUAAUUAACUCAUUAAGAUUCUCUAAAUUAACCAUUGUUCUGUUGCCCUUUUUUGGCACUGGAGUUAGACUUAACAAUCCUGAUUCACUUGCAACCAAUUCAUUGAUCAUAUCAGCCUGUUUCUGGUCAAUCACAGAAGGGUUAACAUUCAUCUUCUUAUAUUCAGGAGGCAUCCUUACAGUCACAUAUAUUUUCAUCUUAAUGUUGUUAUACUUUUGCCAAUUGAGAAGUCUCGUUGAAUCCACUCAAAAUAAAAUUAAAUGUUUAACUGAUCAAAACAACCAACUGGGAGUUGCUAUAACUCUAAAGUCUCUUAAUUAUCAGAGUACAUCAUUUUUGAACCAAUUUGACCAGUUAAAUAGCGACUUUAAAUAUCUUUGGCUCAACAAUGUUAUAGUCUUUUCAUUCUUGGCAGAUUCCUUCAUUUUUUUCGGUGCGAUUGUUCACAUUAAUUCAGACUAUUUAUCUGAUGUGCUCACCUAUGUAGGAUUUUUUGUCCUCUUCAUGUGUGCUGUUGGAGGCUAUGCUGGUGGAGUAUUUCAUCAGAAGUUGAUGUACCUUCACAUUCAUUAUGUUAGACUUUUAACCUUUUCAUCAGCACAUAUUCAAGACAGUUUCAAGGUAAGAAUUUCAGUAUUCACGAUCAACUAAUUAAUCUAUAUUGAUGAUAAUUUCAUAGGCAUUGGAAAUAGUUGAUCGCAUAAUGCAUCCUGAUACUGGUGCAUCGGUCGGGGAUUUCACAGUCCUUAAGCGUGAGUUUAUUGUCUAUGUAAGUAACUGCCUGUGAUGAGAGUCUUUAAUCGCAAGAUCAAACAGCUAAAUAAUUUUCACUCAAUUCAAUUCAUUUUCAUUCCACGCACAAAUUUCAAGUUAACAACAACAGUUGAUAUUUUUGUCUGCUUUCGAACUCAAGUUUUUCAUUCCGAACUUUACUAGUUGUCGAUAUACCUUUUCCCAAUUCAAUGGUAAAAUGAUUAACACUGAUUGUUCUUCUUUUUAAGUAUAUUCUGGAAAAUGCAAGUACUAUUAUGCUAUUAUCAUGCGAUGUUAGGUCGGCUAUUUCAAUAUAAACUCUGAAGUCUAUCGAUUUCUUGGCCUUUUAAUCAUCCACUUGAACUAUUUAAGCACCUUCGUAAUUUGGCUGGUGAAUAUAAUUUUGGUUAAACGAUAAAUUCUCAUUUGCAUCUGUAAGCUAUCAUUUGAUGGACACAAAUAAGCCUUUGAAAGUCAAACCUGCAUUAUUUGACAUGAUGAGUGAAUAUUUUGCAGUCUUAACAAUCCAUCAUUCAAGAUAGAUUCCCAAUCAAUUGAAUAUCUUAUGCUCUGAAUUGCUGUCAAUUCUUCAACUAUCAACUUUAUUGAUUAUAACCAGACUGUGAUCAACUCGAUUGUAAAUUGCUUUGCUGAGUACAUUUUGUGUCUAACUUUGUGAAUAAAAGAUGAGAUUGAAUAUAAA